AUGUCUGAGGAGAAAAAUAAAAAAUCAAUAGACAUGGAAGCCCCCGAGUUCAAAGAUUUCGCCAGAGAGAUGGUUGAAUAUAUUGCGAACUACUUGGAAAACAUUCGCGACAGUUUUACUUUUCCUAUUAACCUUGUUGAAAUAUUCCCUAUAAAUUGGCUGACUUUAAUGACAUUCUAUUUUCAACCUUUAAUUACAAUUUGCACUGAAACAACUAAGACAACAGUUUGA
Clunio marinus is the source of this 231-nucleotide messenger RNA. The record is from the annotation of a GenBank genome assembly. Lineage: Eukaryota; Metazoa; Arthropoda; Insecta; Diptera; Chironomidae.